AUGUCGACCAAACAACCUCAGACCCCAUCUCCAGCACAAUCUUCCGCAGCAUUACAGUCAUCUUUCCAAACUCUUUUAGACAACUAUCAAACGACCAUACCAGCCCGAGUGAAACUUAUCGACUCGUUCCUGCUGUUCAUCUUCAUGAGUGGGGUAUUGCAAUUCGCAUACAGGGUGUUGGUUACUAGUUACCCCUUUUACGCUUUUGCAGGAGGCUUCGGAUCGACAGUAGGUCAAUUUGUGUUGUUAGCUGGUCUGAGAGCACAGGUGGCUCCAGGACGGGAUGGGGAAUUCAAAGAGGUAUCUCAAGAGAGGGCAUUCGCAGACUUCUGCGCAGCAUCGGUCAUCCUCCAUCUAUUCGCUUUCAACUUCUUGGGCUAA
Messenger RNA from Kwoniella botswanensis, 381 nucleotides. RefSeq lists its product as uncharacterized. Lineage: Eukaryota; Fungi; Basidiomycota; Tremellomycetes; Tremellales; Cryptococcaceae. The transcript is spliced from 3 exons. Bases 1 to 381 code for a protein of 126 amino acids. Gene Ontology annotation, cellular component: oligosaccharyltransferase complex; membrane. Gene Ontology annotation, biological process: protein N-linked glycosylation. The record is from RefSeq and is a predicted model, not a curated record.